UUACAUGUGAUAAAUGUUAUUAUGAGUGAAUGUGUGUUUCUGCGGCGGUUCUAACGGCGUGGGUGUUGUGUGCGGGGGGUCUGCUGAAGGCGGGUGUCUCCCCUCGGCAUGUGCGCAGCUGUGUGUGGGGGUGUCGCCGGACUACGGUACUCUCCGGUCUCGUGUACAGUAUCGUGUACUCCUCACUGAGAGGUUUACGCUACGUGACCGACGAGAGAGAGACGGACAGGCGGGCGGGGAGACCGAGAGAAGCAGCCGAGAGAGCAGGUAGGGCUGCGGAGAAACCCAUGUUCACCUGUUCAGAGCGCGGGUUUCAGAAAGCUACCUCUCAUUGUGAGAGGUUAAGAUUGGUGUGACGGACCCAACUGGUGGGACCAGGAUGAGCAGAAAGAUGAAGGAAGAUGUUGUGAGGACUGUGUGCAAAUCCAAAACCAAGAGACUGAACAAGAACGCAGAUUCUGAAAGGGAUUCAGGUUUCUCAGAUGCUGGUUCUGAGCAUCUGAGUACGCUUGAUCGCACAGAUGCAGAAAAUGCAACUCGAACAGGGAUUCCGGCACCGGGGGGUUCACAGUCACAGCCUUCUCAACUGGCUGUCAUGGGUGGAUCUUUUCAGAGUUUGUCCCCUAUGAUCUUUAUGAACAAUGUUCUUCUCAAACAGCCUGGUGAGAACCCUAACCCUAUGAAGCCCUGGGGCUUCAGUCCAGCUGUUGAGGUUGUUCAGCAACCACAAGUAGUCUUCCUCCAACCAGUGGUCUCCCAGAGAGCUGGUACAGUGCCAAAAGGACCUGCCAGUAAGCGUCGAAGACACAAGAAGUACCUUCCUAUUCUGAAAUCCUAUCCCAAAAUUGCUCCUCAUCCUGGAGACAGCCCACGAAGUAACUGCACUAGUAACAGCAGCAGUAGCUCCAGCACCACUGCUUCAGUGAAGAGUUCCAGUUCAUCUUCCAGUUCCUGGGAUCAGCCACAGCAAGAUAAACAGCAAUGUUUACAGAGUUGUGCCUCUUCUAGCUCCUCAACAUCAAAUCAUCUUCCACCAACCAGGCAUGUGCCAGCAUCGCCUCAGCCACAUCCCACACUCACAGAUACCAACACUGGCAGUUGUCCUGGUGUUGAAAGGCCAGCUAAUGGACGGCUGGAGCUCACUUCAGCAUCCGCAGACUUGCAUAGCAAGGCAUUACAGCCUCGUCCACAAGCGGUCUCCAAGGAUGGCAUUAGUGAAAGCAGUGACUCUGACAACAGCAGCAACAAGCGGAAACGAUUCUGCAACACCUACAACAUUCUCAGUAAAUCUGGCUUAUUGGACAUUACUCUCCGCACUAAAGAGUUGAUUCGACAGAACCGGCGAACCCAGACUGAACUGGAUCAACUUCGUGAGCACACAAACCUCUUCAUGGAAGUCCUACAGACAGGAGACUUGCAUGUCUUGAGCAAACUGCAGCUGAGCAUGCAGCAGGACACAGAGAAAGAGAAGACCAAUAACAAUGACUCGGAGACACAGAUUGAUCAACUAGAGUAAGAACUCCUGAAACAGAGACUCAGAAUUUUAAAGCAGAUAUUCAUAUUGUCUUUCUUACCAUCUUUUGAUCUUUUUUUAUAACUGUAAAUUUAAUAUAUUCAUAAGACCUGCCAACACCUGCCAUUCUGCAGAAACAAACAGUGUUUUAAGAAGAUAGAAAAAUGUGAGUAAGGGUGAGCAAAAUAAAAUUUGCUCUUGUUAGCAUCACAAUAAAAUGAAGGAGAAAACAGCUUAAGUAAAGUCAUAAUCAAAUACACACAUUAAUGACUACAACAUUGCUGAAUAUUCAUAGGCCUGGCAAUAUUAGCAAUAUCAGUAUAAUUUUCCAACUACAGUUAGUUUACUAAGAACUUAUAAGGGCUUUUUCUUUUUUGCCUCAGUAACAUUGCUAGAUUUAUAGGCUUAACAUGGUAUGAAUGUAGCAUACUCACUGCAGAAAAACAAUUUAAAUAUACAGGGAUAAACAAGCAAAACAGAUUCUCUAUGGGGAUGGAAUAAUCAUACGUGUUUUCUUAUUAGCACUAUUCAUCUAUACAAAUGGCAAAAAUAAUUAUUGUGCCUAUAUUACAUUAAUCUCAUUUAAAAAUAUAUAAAAGUCAUGAAGUACACUACUGAAAAUUGAACCUACAUAACUCACCCCUAUCUCUUUGUCCGCUCUCAAUAUAAACACAAUUUAUACAUUUAAAAGAAAAUGUCCAAAUUAUGUGUUGGAGUGGUGCGAUAAUAUGGAUCAACAUAUUAUGAUUUUUAUAUCAAGUCAAAGAGAUCAGGCAUUUCAGUUGUAUUUGAAGGGUUUAUUGCAAAAACAGGUAUCUUUUAAACAUACCUUUAACUCUAUUUCUUUUUAAAGAAACAGUCUGGUCACUUUAUAGGUAUCUUAUAAAGAUCUAAGGCAGGUUGUGAUCUAUGGACCUUUCUACAUGAGUAAUGUCUUGUAGCAGCACUUGGCUGAACUCAUUUUGUAUUCUCUGCUCUUUAAGUAUUCAGCAUGUCAGUGGCCUGUAUUUUGAUAUUUUAGUUUUCAUUGAUUACCAAUGUAUAUUAUUUAACAUGAUCUGACGAUACAAAUAAAAUGUAUAAAAAGUAUUAAAAAUGGAAUUUAGUUCAUCAGUCACCACAAGUUUGGAUGAAGGCCAGCAUAUACGUCUUCCCUUGUCUAUAAUUGUGCCUUAAAAGUCUGGCCACUAGAUAUUAUUACUGUUUAUGGUGAAAAAAAAAUGUAAAUUAGAUCGGAGUUUAACAUUAAACUUCCACUUGUUGGCAAACUGUUUUAAAUUCUAUUAGGCAGAUUAGAAAUGUAAGUAUUCCCAAAUUCCACUUGGGUAGAAGAAUAGUCAGAUCUGUGACUCAUUUAAUGUCUGCUCAUUUUUGAUUUAUGCAUCUAUGAUUGUAAUGAUUUCUAGAUGUCAUAAUUAUGGUUGUAAAUGUUACAUGUGUCACUGACUGCUGUCACUGUAGCUUAUCUUUCUGAUUCUGCUUAUUAGAAAACCAACAGAGCACCACAUGCUUUUCUUCAGUUGUACUUGGUUUAUAGUCAGAUGGGGUUUUGCAAAUUCCACACUCCAAGACUAUUAGUUUGAUUUAUCAUUUUAAAUGGUCUGGGACUUAAAGUAACACACAUUGUCUCAGAAAAUGGAUUGAAAGUGGUUCAGGUGUUUGUCUAUUUUUGCCUUUACUUCAUACUACUUGAGUAAUAUCUGAGGAAGAAGGGAAAUGACAAAACUUUGCCCAUGCUUCUAUCUGCCUGACCAAUAACUUUAGUAUGUUGACAACAUUAUUCAUAUAUUGUUAUUGUCCAGCAAAUUCUCUGCAUUAUUUGACACAGUAGCUGUUGCAUUAUGUGGACCACAUGAGAUGAAUUGACCAAUUGAAAUGCUCUAAAUUACUUUGAAUAAACUCUCUUUGCAUUGACACAAGCAAAAAAACGACAUUUGCCUUUGUUUGUAAAGUUGGCAACAAUCACAUUAUUUCUAAAUGAUUUGUUCUGGUUGCCUUUACUCUAAAUAAUAUCGGAAAAAUCUGAUGCAAUUCUCUCAAACACUUUGUGUGGAACAUCUAUAUGUAUGGCAGUCAGUGUGAAACACUGCAGGGCACAGGUGUUGGCAUGUGUUUAGUAAUGCAGGUCUGCUUUUUUUUUUUUUUACUUUCAUGUUCUCAAUGAACUGAACGGAAUAUUGUCAGAGGGUGGAGCACACCCAGGUAAUUCCUGACCCAGUGCAAGUCACUGCCUAGCAUUUUAAUUUUCUUCAGGAAUUCUCCAUCGGUUGGCAUAUUGUAAAGACGUUAUUUCUUGUUUGUUUGUGUUAUUGAACCAUAUCUAAUUGGGUAUUUUUCCUGGGAGAAUGGAACUACUGAGGCCUAACUACAGUUAGUUCUGCCUUUUAUGUAUGUGUUUGUUAUUUUGUACAUGCAGCAGGUCUAUUGUGAGCAAAAACACAUGGUAAAAGCGGUAAUCAGGCUUUUUGUGGCAGCUAAAUGUUAACCACUACUUUGUGACUGUAAGUUUUGCCAAAUCGUUUGCAGGUUUCGGUUUUAGGAGAUGUAGACUGUAAAUGCUUCCAAAUGAUUGGAUAGCCUCAUUGUAUUGCCUUCAAGAAUGGUUCAAUGUCCAUGUAACCAAACGUGUCUAACGAUUCACAGAUAUCUUUCACAGAACCACAUGGGAAUCUUGUUGUUUUUCAAAAUGUGGCAUAAGAACCUUGUUUUAAAUGUUCUGAUGUUUUGUCAGCCUUUCUCUCAGGCAGGUGGUAACUUCUACAGUAGCCUACUUGGAUUUAUCGACUCUUUAGCCAGUUAACUUGCCUUCUGUAGCAGGGACUUCAAUUGACCAUUUAUUUGUUAAGUCCAGUAGCUUAAAACUCUUUAGCACAUUAGUGUCUCUUUAAUCUUAGUGAAUGUGUUCUGUAGUUCUGAUACUGUCUGUGUUGCUGUGUGCUUAAAAACAGUCAAAAGCAUGGCUUAAACAGUUGAAAUACAGCAACAGGGCAGUUCAGGGCUGAUCAGCCUUUAAUACAGGUUGUAAUAAAUUGAAAUCUUUGCUGAACGCUAAGUGCUUGACUGUACCUUUCAUUUUAAUGCCAAAAGGCCUCUGCUUUGAGAACUCACUCGUACAGCUGUGCAAAGGUUCUGGCUUAUAGCUUUCCAAAUAUGCAAUCUUUUUAUUGUUGUCUUUGCUGUUUUUAUGGUUGUCUUUAAAAACCUUUGUGUGCAAAGAGGUGGAUUAUUACAUCACAUAAUAUAUAGGCAGCUGCAUUUUUUUCUUAUUAACUUUAUUACUUUCUAUUUUCUGUUAUUGAGCUAUUUGUGACCAUUCUCUGUAAAAUAUUUAUUAAUGUAUAUUUGAAGUUCCAAAAUGUUCCUUUUUUUUUUUUAAACAUAUUUAUGAAACUGUAUGUUUGAAUCCCACAUUUCAUGUAACACUUAUACAGACAACCCAUUCUCCUGUAGUCUUCCAUGAGAGUAUCUGUAAAAAUAGGCCCCAAAUGAUGUUUAGGAUUUUAGUAGUAUGAUUAAACCUCCUUAAAAUCA
This is a messenger RNA of Astyanax mexicanus (Mexican tetra), 5044 nucleotides long. It is a transcript of the gene cipcb, whose product is annotated as CLOCK-interacting pacemaker b. The transcript has 4 exons. Gene Ontology annotation, biological process: negative regulation of circadian rhythm; negative regulation of DNA-templated transcription. The record is from RefSeq and is a predicted model, not a curated record. Lineage: Eukaryota; Metazoa; Chordata; Actinopteri; Characiformes; Acestrorhamphidae. Bases 380 to 1516 code for a protein of 378 amino acids. Gene Ontology annotation, cellular component: nucleus.